CAACGGGAAGCUAGUAACGAGGCUUACGAUAAAAUGAACACAGAACUGACCAAUCCAGAUAAUAAGAGUGUUACUACGUCCAAACAUAAUAUUGAUUUGAAGAAUACUCAGAUAACAAUGGCACAUAGAGAUUCUCAUCCCAAUAAUAUAACUGGACCUUUUGAUCUGAAUAAACAUAACACAAUACAUCCAGAUGUAAAGUUAAACUCAUGUAAUAUUAAUGUUACACAGCCCAACCAAUCUGGUGGUUCGGAGGAGCAUUAUGCAAUAGAUGCAGAUGGAUUGACACACUCAAGUAAUGUUAGUGAAAGAACCUCUAUUCAACCCAGUAAUUUAAAAUGUGCAGCACUAUACACUGAUGAUGAACCUUAUUCAUGUGACAUUUGUGGUAAAAUAUUCAAUUAUUCUGAUCAAUUUAACUCACAUAAAAGAACACAUACCGGUGAUAAACCUUUAUCAUGUGAUGUUUGUGGUAAGAGUUUCAGUGAAUCUGGUAGUAUGAAGAGACAUAUCAGAAUACACUCCGGUCAUAAACCGUACGCAUGCAAGGUGUGUGGUAAGAGAUUCAAUGCAUCUGGAAAUUUGAACAUGCAUAAAAUAAUACAUACCGGUGAUAAACCUUUUUCGUGUGAUAUUUGUGGUAAGAGUUUCAGUAGAUGUGGUGAUAUGAAGAGACAUAGUAGAAUACACUCUGGUGAUAAACCUUAUCCAUGCAAUGUGUGUGGUAAGAGAUUCAGUGAAUCUGGUAAUUUGAACCGGCAUAAAAGAAAACACACCGGUGAUAAACCUUUUUCGUGUGAUGUGUGUGGUAAGAGUUUUAGUGGAUCUGGUACUAUGAAGAGACAUAGAAAAAUACACACCGGUAAUGAACGUCCUUAUGCAUGCGAUGUAGAUUCAUCUGAAUGUGUGAUAAGAGAUUCAAUGAUUCUGGUAAUUUGAACACAUAUAAACACAUAGCUGUGACAAACCUAAUUCAUGCAAUGUUUGUGGUAAGAAUUUCAGUGAUAUUGGGAAUUUGAAAAAACAACAUGACAUUUAGAGACCCAAUAAAUUUAUUUGUAUUCAAAAAGGACCUGUAAAAUGCUAAUAUCACAUUGUUUUCCUAUUUUAACUAACAAACUGUUACAUUCAUUGAUAUAUUUUGAUUCUUCGACAGAGACAUCAAGAUUAUUUCUUACAUAAACUAUAAUCCCAUCAUUUUGAUAGUAGUGUAUAGUACUCUUGUACAUAAUAUAUUCGGAAUUUGAGGUACGUUUGGUCGAAUGGUAAGCCAACAUUCGUUUAAAACAAUAAGGUCACAAUCCAUGAUAAGUGUCUGUUGUAUAGUACAAAACCUGUCAAAAGGUAGUGUUUAUAUAUUUUGUGUUAGUGCUGUAAAUGGAUUUUUGUUAGGAGAAAGAUAUUCUUUGCAAUUCUCAGCUUCACAAACCUUGGACUCAGAUACUGAAAAAUUAUUUAAUUCAUUUAUUACAAUCCACACAUUAAUCACGAUUAAU
Molecule: messenger RNA, 1496 nt
Organism: Leptidea sinapis
Lineage: Eukaryota; Metazoa; Arthropoda; Insecta; Lepidoptera; Pieridae
Product: zinc finger protein 239-like
Exons: 1
Coding region: 34-939 (301 amino acids)
Biological process (GO): regulation of transcription by RNA polymerase II
Molecular function (GO): RNA polymerase II cis-regulatory region sequence-specific DNA binding; DNA-binding transcription factor activity, RNA polymerase II-specific
Source: RefSeq, a predicted model, not a curated record